AUGGUGAAGCAUACGAGAAGAUUGGGAAAUAAUGCUCGCAAAAUGCUGAGAAGAAAGAUCACAAGAACGAUUCCCGUGCACAGGAAAAAUUAUAGAAGGCUAUACUCCAGGAUUUGUUGCGGAUGUAUUCAAGCUGAGUAUACAAGAAAUCCACUUAUCGUGCGGUCCGAUUGCUUCUCCGAAAUGGGCGAGCAUAUCGCCCUCUUGCAUCCACUGCUGUCCAGCAUCAAACGCGUUUCUGCGGGUGUGGUUGGAAGAAUUCGUGAUGUCUCCACCAAUGUUAAAAUGCAGAUCUUGCAAGAGGAGUUUAUCUCAGCAAUAUUGAUGGAUAUGAAUAGCCAAGCAAUAGGUGAAUCCAGCGCACAGGUCGAGAGGACUUUGAACAGACAGAAGCAGCAGCAACUUGUGAUCUCUACUUCUCCUUUGAAAAUUGUAUCAUAG
Molecule: messenger RNA, 441 nt
Organism: Cylicocyclus nassatus
Lineage: Eukaryota; Metazoa; Nematoda; Chromadorea; Rhabditida; Strongylidae
Source: the annotation of a GenBank genome assembly